AUGAGGCGGGCCGGGCCCUGCUGCCUGCUCCUGGCCGCGGCCUGCGCCCUGGGGCGGCCUCAGCCGCCCGCCGCCGUGCGCUGCCAGGCGGCCGGCGCCUGCUUCAGCGCCCACCUCGCCAACGCCUCGUACGGCGAGGCCCGGAGCGCCUGCGGCCGCCGGCGGGGCCGCCUGGCCUGGGUGGCGGCGGGGCCCGCGCUCUUCUGGGUCGGGCUGAAGAGGAACGCGUCCGCCUGCACCGACGUGGGGCAGCCGCUCCGCGGCUUCUCCUGGGAGGACUCCACCGACGGGGCGGCCCCGCGGGAGGUGCCGGCGGCGCUCGGCCGGUGGGUGAAGGAGCCCGUGCGGAGCUGCGUCUCCGCCCGCUGCGCCGGGCUGCGCCUGGCGGCGGCCGCCACCGCCGACCCAGGCUGGGGAUGGCAGGAGCAGAACUGCCAGCGGCAGAGCCAGGGCUACGCCUGCAGGUACGAGGACGAGGGCGCCUGCCCCGACCUCCGCCCCACCACCGCCCUCGGCCUCGACUACCGCCUGCCCUUCGCCGAGCGCAGCGCCGCCCCCGGCUUCAGCCCGCCGGGCACCGUGCUCUCCGUGGCGUGCCCCGGUGGCGAGGUGCGGCUCUCCUGCCAGCUCGAGCCGGGCGGCUUCGCCUGGAAGGGCACGGACGAGCCUGUCUGCCCCUGCCCCUUCGGCUACCUGCGGCCCGGCACCGGGCAGUGCGCCCCGGCCGCCGAGUGCCGCGAUGCCAGCGGCGCCCUCGCCUGUGACUGCGCCCCGGGCGGGCGGGACGGGGCGCCCUGCGCGGCCCCGGGGGCGGCCCCCACAGCCGCGGGCGGCAGCCGCCUCUCCGCUCCGGGCCCCGGCGGCUCCCCGGGGCCCCCCGCCACGCCGCCCGCCGGCCGGGAGCAGCCGGCGGCCCCUCCGCCUUCCUCCACCUCGUCCACCUCCUCCUCCUCCUCCUCCAACUACGUCUUCAUCCUGGUGACGGUGGCGGUGGUGGUGCUGGUGAUCCUGGUCAUGACCGUCCUGGGGGUCUUCAAGCUGUGCUUCAACAAGAAGCCGGAGGCCGGCGGGGACAAGGAGCCGGCGGCGGGCGGCAGCAAGGCGGAGGCGGGCGCCGCGGAGACGCGAGAGGCAGCGGGCGGCGAGUACGGGCGGCAGGGACCGAGCCCUGCCCCGCUCUUACCCCGCUCCCUGUCGCUCCCUGUCGGUCUCUGCCACACGCCACCCGCGGGCCCGGCCUCCAAAAUCACCGCUCACCGGCAGCCGCAGCCGGCUGCGGGUUUCCCUUUUCCCCAAAAAACUUCCCCGGGGGCCUUGCUGCGAGCAGCUGAGAAGUGGACGCUUUGGACCACUCCGUGCCUUGAGAUUUAGCCGUCGUUCCUCGACCGGAGGCUCUCCUUUUCGUGCUCAUUGCUGGGACGUUUGGAGAUGUGAACCGCCGUAAUUUCGGAGGAAACUGUGACCCAUACUCUUUCAGACUGAUAUUCUUAUAAGCAAAGAGCAUUUCUAUAUCUUUAAGGUCACUAAGUUGCUAAAGAAGGGGGAGGUUAAUGGGGGUUCAGUUUUAUAUUUCAGCUGAUGGAAAGAAUAAAGGAUUAUUUAAAGCCUAAAUUGCUGCUCUUAUUGUAACUUCAUACAAUAUUCAUUUUUAUUGUAGCAGAACAACAAGUUUUCCAGUUACAAUUUUGUUCCUAGGGUGUGUUGGUACAAAACUUGGUUUCUGCUUGCAGCGUGGGGAUCCCUUGCAAUCAGACAAGGUGCCUGCACACUUCUCACGCUGUGAGAAGGGUUAACAUGGGUCCACAGCAUGCGAAUCCCAAGCUUUUGUGAAAUCUUGUUUUCCAUGGAGUCCCUUGAGA
Messenger RNA from Cygnus atratus (black swan), 1859 nucleotides. It is a transcript of the gene CLEC14A, whose product is annotated as C-type lectin domain containing 14A. Gene Ontology annotation, molecular function: extracellular matrix protein binding; extracellular matrix binding. Lineage: Eukaryota; Metazoa; Chordata; Aves; Anseriformes; Anatidae. The record is from RefSeq and is a predicted model, not a curated record. Gene Ontology annotation, biological process: cell migration. The transcript has 2 exons. Gene Ontology annotation, cellular component: extracellular matrix; external side of plasma membrane. The coding region runs from base 1 to 1371 and encodes 456 amino acids.